Messenger RNA from Bolinopsis microptera, 3215 nucleotides. Its product is annotated as xaa-Pro dipeptidase-like. The transcript has 18 exons. Gene Ontology annotation, molecular function: manganese ion binding; metalloaminopeptidase activity. Bases 1341 to 3047 code for a protein of 568 amino acids. The record is from RefSeq and is a predicted model, not a curated record. Lineage: Eukaryota; Metazoa; Ctenophora; Tentaculata; Lobata; Bolinopsidae.
UGGCACGAAUAUAAGUAACAGUAGAUGACCAUGUCAGUAAAAAAAUACAAGAUAUGUGAUAAUCAAGAGUACUCCCGGAUACCAACUCCCCCGGCAAUUGCAAGAUCGAACUCUUCGGUAAGACCAAAGAGUUUAGUACGAAUUAGUUUAUCUUCAAGUGCAAGCAAUCUGCUCAUAAAACCCGGAUCUAUCGACAUAUUCAACACUUCCGUUAUUCCUGCUAUUUCUAAAUAUGAUAUACCUCCGGAGCCUCGAGAGGGGCUCAGAAUAGCAGUUAAACUUCCUUGUGGGCAAAGACUCUGCAGAAGGUUUACCAAGACCACAAGAGUCGGAUCACUCCACUCCUGGAUAAAAAGCGAGCUAACCCAACGUGACGAAAACAAGAUGGACGCUGAAGAUGGCCUCCAAAACUCAGAAACAUUUGUUCUAAAACUGGUAGCUCCACCCUGUACCAGCAAGAUACUUGAAGAUGAGAACAGUUCUCUGAGUGAUUAUGAGAUAUUUUCUGACACUUUGCUGGUUUUGGAAAAUGACUGAUAUACUUGCGUGUGACAUUUAAUCAAGUGUUAAAUGUUUGUUUUUAAUUUUAUGCUGUAGAUCAGGUCAUGUCGGUUGCAUAAUACAUUACUUCCUUAACUUUUUUUCAUAUUAUUAAGUUACAGUUAUUAGUUAUACUCAGCACUCGUCUCAGCACACUCGCUCACUUUAGAUCACAUGGGACUCUGAUACUGAACGAUAAUUGAAUCGGAGAGGGUGCAAAUUUCCGCACGUUCGUUAAAAAUCCAAAACCAAAAAUAGAAUAUGGAUCUAGUGGAAUUUAAGAAACGUUUGAUCAGACUGUAGAUCGGCAUCCUGGAGGGAAGGUGAACUGUAUUUGUAAUUGUUUGGACACGUGACAGUGAUUCUGGUUUUUGAUUUGUCAAUGCUGAAAGCCUAGCUGAUUGGAUGAUCUCUGUCACGUGUCAAAACAAACACAGUUCACCUUCUUCCACCAGUAUCCAGAUCAACAGAACCUAAUUAGCAGCCAGCGGAAUCUCAUUACCUACUAAAGGUGGGGCUAAGUAUGAUAUACUGGGGAUCACUUAAUUACUUAAACAGGGUAACUGGACACGGACAAUAUUAGACAGUUUAAACACCCGUCCUCAGAUGGCAGGAAAUUCGAUAAAGGCAUCGCCCUGUAAUCAGAUAAACGGAGAACUUGGCAAAGUAAACACGGAUUAAGAAAAUCAUAUUAUUUAUUUUUCUCUGCAACAUUUUCAUCCACAUCUCACGGCUGGCUUAUCGAUACAAACCGCCAUUUCUUGCAAUCCCACAAAGAGUUUUGUUCCGAUUUUCCCGUUAUGUUUAAACCUUGCAUUGCUGUUUUGUUUUGUUGUGUUACGCUUUGCGCUGCGCCUCCAGUAGAUCAAGACAAGCGCUGCGCAAAAGAGCGUGACACCCUACAAAACUGCAUGUGUCGUAAGAGUUUCCCAACAAGUCUUAAUGUAGAGAAGCCAACUGAGGAGUGUAAGGAGAAGAAGAAGGCGAUGUAUAACUGGUCUAAGUGUAGGGGGGCGGAGGGGUAUUUGUCAAGACGAUGCGGGGUUAUGAGGAACACGAAAGAUAUCCCCGAUUACUACCAGAUGGGCCCGGGGACCUUAAAGAUCCCUAAUGCCCUUUUCAAGGACAACCGAAAACGGAUCUGUGACCGACUGGUAUCUAAGAAUGUACCCCGGGGAGCUGUUAUGUUAUUUGAAGGAGGAAUACAGGAACAACAGUACGAUACUGAUAGAGACAUAGAGUUCCAACAGGAGUCCUACUUCAUGUGGUUGUUCGGUGUGAUGGAGGCUGACUUCUACGGAGCUGUAGAUGUUGAUAACUGUGAGAGUAUUCUCUUUAUGCCUCGUCUUCCUGCUUCCUACGCCGUCUGGAUGGGCGAACUAAAAACACCAGAGUACUUCAAGACACGGUACGGAGUAGACAGGGUUCACUACUCAGACGAGAUAGUCACAAUCCUCAACCAGCUCAGACCCUCUGCUCUUCUUAUCAUGGACGGGACCAACAGUGAUAGCAAGAGCCAUUUCCAGGCUCCCAGCUUCGAGGGCAUGGACCAGUUCAAGGUGGACACAACUACGCUAUACAACGAGAUCGCAGACUGUCGAGUACAGAAGAGUCCAGGUGAGAUGGAGAUAAUGAGGUAUGUUAACGAGGUGAGCUGCGAGGCACACAAGGAGGUGAUGAAGAUGAUGAAACCGGGCAGGAUGGAGUAUGAGGGCGAAGCGACUUUCAAGCACUACGCUUACAUGAAGGGAGGAAUGAGAUUUGUUGGCUACACUUGCAUUUGUGCUAGUGGCCAAAACGCAGCUGUGUUACACUACGGACACGCAGCCGAACCAAACGACAAACGUGUUAACAACGGUGACAUGCUUUUGUACGACAUGGGAGCUGAGUACGCUGGUUACACAGCUGACAUAACCGCCUCAUUUCCUGCUAACGGCCGUUUUACAGAAAGCCAGAAGUUUGUUUACAAUACCUGUUUGAAAGCUAACAGGGCUGUCCUGGCUGCUAUGAGACCAGGUGUCUCGUGGCCAGAUAUGCACCGACUGGCUGAGAAGACAAUAGUGGAGGAGUUCAUCAAAGAGGGGCUGCUUGUGAACGGCACAGUAGAGGAGAUGACGGAAGCGUAUAUGGGGGCUAUCUUCAUGCCUCACGGUCUUGGUCAUCUCAUUGGACUUGAUGUACACGAUGUUGGUGGAUACGUGAACGCUCCACCUCGCAUCCAGGAACCUGGUAUAAAGUAUCUGAGAACGACCCGUAACUUGGAGGAGGGAAUGGUCAUUACUGUUGAGCCAGGGGUUUACUUUGGUGAUGCUUUAAUCGAAGCAGCUUACGCUAAUCCUGACCAAGCGAAAUAUAUGAACAAGGAAAAGAUUGAGCCGUAUAGGGGCACUGGAGGGGUACGAAUAGAAGACGGAGUAGCGGUAACGGCUGACGGAACUGAACUGCUCUCCCACAACAUACCCCGGACAGUAGAGGAAAUAGAGGAGUUCAUGAACAGGUCAAAUUAGAAGGGGGUGCUGUGACGUCAUUAUCAGGGGUGCUGUGACGUCAUUAUCAGACCAUUUGACAUUGUAGAUUUCGGGAUUAUAUGAAGACCGCAAUAUUAAUUGUUUGCUGAAUAUUUAGUUCUCUGAUUAAUAUCGCUUGAAUUUUUUGCUUACACACUAAUUAAGUUU